This is a messenger RNA of Lineus longissimus, 2036 nucleotides long. Its product is annotated as glutamyl-tRNA(Gln) amidotransferase subunit A, mitochondrial-like. Gene Ontology annotation, molecular function: glutaminyl-tRNA synthase (glutamine-hydrolyzing) activity. The record is from RefSeq and is a predicted model, not a curated record. Gene Ontology annotation, cellular component: mitochondrion; glutamyl-tRNA(Gln) amidotransferase complex. NCBI's taxonomy places the organism in Eukaryota, Metazoa, Nemertea, Pilidiophora, Heteronemertea, Lineidae. The transcript is spliced from 10 exons. Gene Ontology annotation, biological process: glutaminyl-tRNAGln biosynthesis via transamidation; mitochondrial translation. The coding region runs from base 83 to 1669 and encodes 528 amino acids.
CUUCAUGUUGAACGUCGAAAGAUUUCACUUUUCUUGUUUUUCUGUGAUUUUUAGCUUAUUUAAUGCAUGAAUAUUCCCCACAAUGAAUUGUAGUAUCAAAGAGGUGAAUCGCCUUCUGCGCAGUGGGAUCGUCAACCCUAAAGAGAUCUGCCAAAAAUGUCUCCGGCGUGCCAAGGCAUUGAAAGAGCUCAACAUGUUCAUCACAGAAACCCCAGAGAUGGCUCAGCAACAGGCUGAAAUGUCCAGUGAGAGGCAGAGAGGUGGAACUGUGAAAUCUUUGGGUGAUCUUGAUGGUAUUCCGAUAGCCGUCAAAGAUAACUUCAGUACUAAGGGUGUCCGAACAACUUGCGCAUCCAGGAUGCUGAAAGAUUACAUCCCACCUUACACAGCGCGAGUGGUUCAGAAAAUGACCGUUGAGGGUGCUGUCAUGAUGGGGAAGACAAAUAUGGAUGAAUUUGCUAUGGGGUCUGGGUCCACAGACUCGAUAUAUGGUCCGGUGAGAAAUCCAUGGAAGUAUGAUUUCUCAAGGGUAAAAGUUGAACCAAAAGAAGAAGACGGACAAGUUAGCAAAUCGAAAAAGAAGAAGAUGAAGAAAGCUAAACCAGUAAUACAAGUAGCAGAAGAUGACGAGGAUUGGUACAUAGCUGGAGGCAGCUCUGGUGGUAGCGCAGUUACCGUAGCAACUGGGGUAGCUUUUGCUGCACUAGGAUCAGACACUGGUGGUUCAUCACGGAUACCAGCAUCUUUUUGUGGAGUGGUAGGACUGAAACCUACCUAUGGCCUUCUCUCCCGGUAUGGCCUCAUCCCUCUGGUAAACUCGUUGGAUGUUCCGGGCAUCUUUACCCGGUAUGUCGAUGAUGCAGCUACUGUGCUAAAUGUGUUGGCCGGACAUGACGUUUCUGAUUCAACAACUGUGAGAGAUGUUUUCAAAAAGUUUUCAUUGCCAGAUGAAAUUUCAAUAAAAGGAUUACACAUAGGUAUACCUCAGGAAUAUCAUGGCCCAGGUUUAGAGACCGAGGUGUUAGAUGCUUGGACGAAAGCUGCUGAUGUUUUUGAAAAAGCUGGUGCGAAGGUGUCACGAGUCAGCAUGCCCCAUACCCAGUACUCUAUCGUGUGCUACAGUGUUUUAGGUCCAGUCGAAGUGGCAUCAAAUAUGGCAAGAUAUGAUGGCAUUGAAUAUGGUCACAGAACAGAUGUGACGGAUUCUAUAGAUGAGCUGUAUUCAUCAAGUCGACAUGAAGGUUUUAAUGAGGUUGUUAGGGGAAGGAUUCUGGCUGGAAAUUACUUCUUAUUAAAAAAGAAUUAUGAUAAAUUUUUUAUCAAGGCCCAAAAAGUUCGCCGCCUCAUUUCACAAGACUUUGUGAAUGUGUACAAGAGCGGUGUUGAUGUGCUCCUCACACCUACGACAAUAGUGGCACCACCAAAAUAUAAAGAUUUCAUGCAAGAUGACAACAGAACGCGUUCAGCACAAUAUGAUGUAUGUGUGCAACCAGUCAAUAUGGCGGGUUUACCAGCUGUUACAGUACCAUCCUACCUCUCUUCAAAUGGCCUCCCAAUCGGUCUUCAGUUUAUCGGACAAGCAUUCAAAGAGAAGGAACUCCUUACUGUCGCUAAAUGGUUUGAACAGAAAGUCAACUUUCCACAUCUUAAUUUGGAUGGUGUGAUAUGAAAACCAGCACCAUUUGAACGUUGAGUUGUUGUGAGAUGUGCUUAUUUUAAAAGUCACAUGUACACACAUGUUGAGGACCGUCCAAAGAACUAAAAGAAAAGUGUUGCUGUUGUGUCUUGGUUCAGGAUUUACAUCUGUAGGCUCUGGAUGACUCUGACUGCUGAAUGACUUGGGACAAUACCUUGUAAAUUGCGCCAGUGAAGCUGCUGCAUGUGGAACUCCCGGUGCUAGUGAUCGGGCCUGAUAAUAGUUUUUAUUUGUAUUACCCUGAUGUGUUCGCGAGCGACGAUGAACUCUACAUUUAGUCAUUAAUCAGUACAGUGGAUAUAUCCAAAGAGCUUCAAAAUUAAAACCCAUUUGUAACUUU